AUGGACCACAACAACCACAAUCAGCAACCGUCUCCCUCCGCCGCCGGAAUCCCUCCUCCUCCUCCUGGUACCUCCGUCUCCGCCGCCGGAGGUGCCGCUUACCACCACCUUCUCCAGCAACAACAGCUACAUCUCCAAGCCUUCUGGUCCUACCAACGCAAGGACAUCGAGCAAGUGAACGACUUCAAAAACCACCAGCUCCCUCUCGCUCGCAUCAAGAAGAUCAUGAAAGCCGACGAGGACGUUCGCAUGAUCUCCGCCGAAGCGCCGAUCCUCUUCUCCAAAGCCUGCGAGCUCUUCAUCCUCGAGCUCACCAUCCGCUCCUGGCUCCACGCCGAGGAGAACAAACGCCGCACCCUCCAGAAAAACGACAUCGCCGCCGCGAUUACCAGGACCGACAUCUUCGAUUUCCUCGUCGACAUCGUCCCCAGGGACGAGAUCAAGGAAGAGCCGGCGAUCGGCGGGAUGGUCUCUCCCGCCGCCAGCGGCGUGCCUUACUAUUAUCCGCCGAUGGGUCAGCCAACGGGACCUGGAGGGAUGAUGAUUGGGAGACCGGCCAUGGAUCCGAAUGGCGUCUACGUGCAGCCUCCGUCUCAGGCGUGGCAGAGCGUUUGGCAGACGUCAGCUACCGGCGAUGAUGUUUCCUACGACAGUGGAGUAAGCAGCGGUCAGGGUAAUCUCGACGGCCAAGGCUGA
Microthlaspi erraticum is the source of this 696-nucleotide messenger RNA. Lineage: Eukaryota; Viridiplantae; Streptophyta; Magnoliopsida; Brassicales; Brassicaceae. The record is from the annotation of a GenBank genome assembly.